GGAUAGGGUCUCUCUUCUAGUUUGGAAGAGGGGAGGUGUGCCCAGUGCAAACAGCUCUAUGCAUGCUAGCACUCAAGGCAUCACUUCUGCGUGAACAAGGAGCUACAGACGGGAAGAGACGAAACGCCCGAAAAACAAAACUUUCACUGGUUUUAAAGACCUAAAGAUGAGGCUUCUACUCUUUGGUAUUACAGCCUUUCAUAUCCUCAUCUUGAUUAUCCUCUUUGUUGCCACCCUUGAUAAAUCCUGGUGGGUAUUCGCUGAAGAUGAGACUGUAAACUUAUGGUACGACUGCCUUCUUGACAACAACACCAAUGUAUGGCUGUGUUCUACAGUGUCGACUAACGAGUGGUUCCAUGCUGUCCAGGCACUCAUGGUACUAGCAGUCCUAUUCUCCAGCUUCUCCUUCAUGCUUUUUAUGUGCCAGCUGUACUUGAUGGAACGAGGAGGACUUUUCUAUGCAACUGGUGUCUUACAAAUUGUCGCAAGCCUUGCUGUGUUUUCCGGAGCAGUGAUCUACGCAAGUCACGUGACAGAGUUUCAUCCAGACAGAGAUAAAACAGGAUAUUUUGGCCACUGCUUUGUGUUGGCUUGGGUGGCAUUUCCUCUUAGCAUGGUGAGCGGUAUCAUGUAUAUCCAUCUGCGAAAAAGGGAGUAAGCAUUUUCCCGUCGACAUGUCAGGGACUUACAGAAGUAAAUAAAAUCAUUGUGUUCAUCAGUGCAAAGAUUAAUACAGUGAACAUGAAUUUUAUAUUUAAUUGUAAAGUGUUUACAUGAAUUUUAAAAAAAAACGUCUACCUUUCUGUCCAUCAGACAAACAUUUUUCUUUGGUUUAAACAAAAGCAAAUGUAUUAAGAAGCAGCUUACUCUCAAAACAAUGUUAUGCUUUAUUGGCGUUCAUGUGUUCCUUUGUACACAUUUUCAAUCUUGACCAUUCACAUUCCUUAUGAUUCACUCUCAAUGUCUAUGUUGAGUCGUAUUGUACUUUAAAAAAACAGAAAUAAAUGCCCUUUUACAGGU
Spea bombifrons (plains spadefoot toad) is the source of this 1020-nucleotide messenger RNA. It is a transcript of the gene EMP3, whose product is annotated as epithelial membrane protein 3. The coding region runs from base 167 to 658 and encodes 163 amino acids. Lineage: Eukaryota; Metazoa; Chordata; Amphibia; Anura; Pelobatidae. Gene Ontology annotation, cellular component: plasma membrane. The transcript has 5 exons. The record is from RefSeq and is a predicted model, not a curated record.